CUAAACUACAAGGAGUUGUAACUUAAAUUUGCCCUAAAAGUAAAACCGAUCUCGACCCUCCUCUGGCACCACUGAGAAAAUCUUCUUUCACGGUUUUCGCCUCCACACAUAAAGGAAAAAAACGAACCAUCACCGUCGCAGCGCCGCCGUCGAACGGCCUUUCUAUUAGCCACGGCAACCUCAAACGACACGAACGGCGGCAAAGGAAUGGAGUCCUUGCGCAUUUUAAAAUCGGCGGAGCCACCGCUGUUCCUCGCGCCCUCGGAGAACCUGUCUCAAGCCGCCCGCGCAGCCUUGGAGCACAUAUACUCGUCUCUCAAACCGUACACUCCGAAGACACCUUUCGAACGGCUGUUAGUGAACGGGUUCGACUCCGAGCAGAUUUGGCAGCAAAUCGACCUCCAAUCCCAGCCGCUCAUCUCGAGCCUCCGGCGUGAGCUGAAGCGGUUCGAGAAGAAUCCGGAAGAAAUCUCGAAGCUUUUCUGCGUGGAUGAGGAGAGAGAGGGUGUAGAGAGAGAAAGAGAGGGUGUUUUGGAGGGAGAGGCUGAGGGUUUUGAGGAGUUGGAUGAAGGUUUUGAUGAUGAUGACGAUGACGACGAGGAGGACGAGGACGAGGAGGAAAGUGAAGAGGGAGAAGGGGAAGAGGAUGAGGAGGAUGGAAAUGAUGAUGGGGAGAAUGGAGUUGAAGAUAGGUUUUUGAAGAUUAAGGAAUUGGAGGAGUAUAUGGAAGAGGACGAGGCGCGAGAGUAUGGAAUAAAGAAGGAGAAGAAAAGAGGUGGCGGUAAGUUGUCGAAAAGAAUUGAAGAUGAUGAAGAAGAUGAGGAGGAGGAGGAAGAAGAUGAGGAUGAGGAAGGUGAUGGGCUUGGAGUUUUCGGAGCUGACCUGGGUGAUGAAGAAGAAGGAGCAAGAUACGAAGACUUCUAUGGCCCUAAAAAGAAAGAUAACCAGAAAAGAAAACCAAAACAGAUGGAUGAGUCAGAUCACUUGGGUGAUGAGCAAGAAGAUGACAAGACUUUGGGCAAUCAGGAGCAAAAUCUUUCUACCCAUGAAGAACAGCUAAAGAAGGUGCAGACUAAAAUAGAGGAAAUGGAGAAAGCAAACUUGAAUCCAAAAACUUGGACUAUGCGAGGCGAGAUAACUGCUGCUAAAAGGCCAAUGAAUAGUGCAUUAGAAGUUGAUCUAGAUUUCGAGCACAAUGUGAGACCUGCCCCCGUUAUCACUGAGGAGGUUACUGCAUCUAUCGAAGAGUUAAUUCAGAAACGGAUCCUCGAGGGGCAUUUUGAUGAUGUUCAGAAGGCUCCUGAUCUACCAUCUAAAGCACCAAAAGAACGCAAGGAAUUGGAUGAGAAUAAGAGCAAGACGGGACUUGCUGAAAUUUAUGAGGAAGAAUAUGUUCAGAAAACUGGCCUAGUUUCCACAGCAUUAUCCUUCUCAGAUGAACAAAAGAAAGAGGCAAGUAUUCUGUUCAAGAAACUGUGCUUGAAGUUGGAUGCUCUGUCCCAUUUCCACUUCACACCAAAACCGGUAAUAGAAGAUAUGUCCAUACAAACAAAUGUCCCUGCUCUGGCAAUGGAAGAGAUUGCACCUCUGGCAGUGUCGGAUGCUGCUAUGUUGGCUCCUGAAGAAGUUUUUGCCGGCAAAGGAGAUAUUAAAGAAGAAACAGAGCUAACACAAGCAGAAAGGAAGAGGAGAAGAGCUGAUAAGAAAAGGAAAUUUAAAGUGGAGUCGGUGAAAAAGAUGGCAACGAAGAAGGCACGUGAGAGUGCAGUGCAAAAUCAUGUGGAUGGCAAGGGAGAAUCAUGACUUUCAAGCCUUGGAUUUCAAUUCACAUGGAGUUUCAUCCCGCCCAUUGCAACUUCGAUUAUGCUUGCAGUUUUGAACUUGUCAAUGGUAGGCAUAGGGACCCCUAUUUGCCCUUUCAAAUAGGGUUAAUUUUAGUAAAAUCAUCAGGUGCAAGCUCGUUUGGAGUUCUGAGGACGUAUGGUAAGUCCAGGAAAAACGACAUGAGGGAAGACGAGGAGUACGAGGAGUAUUAGGCGAAUGGGGCUUGAUUUUUCAAUUUUGGGUGGUUUGGUUUCCUCAGUUAUUUAUAUAGAUUUUGGGUUGGUAAUUUGUAACGUUGAAGAUAAUUAAAUGCAAUUGCAAUCCCACCCUCAGAGAGACCUGAUGGCAUGAUCCAAUCAGGGCGGAUUCAGGAAUUUGUUUCUGGUCCAAACUUGGAAUAUAAAUUUUUGAUGAUUAGUGUU
Rhododendron vialii is the source of this 2246-nucleotide messenger RNA. Its product is annotated as M phase phosphoprotein 10. The transcript is spliced from 14 exons. Gene Ontology annotation, cellular component: small-subunit processome; sno(s)RNA-containing ribonucleoprotein complex; nucleus. Gene Ontology annotation, biological process: rRNA processing. The record is from RefSeq and is a predicted model, not a curated record. NCBI's taxonomy places the organism in Eukaryota, Viridiplantae, Streptophyta, Magnoliopsida, Ericales, Ericaceae. Bases 208 to 1803 code for a protein of 531 amino acids.